AUAUAUAAUGUAUAUAUAUGUGUGUGUGUUCUGGUUCACCGCAAGAAGAUGUCUAAUGUCCAGUCUUCAGUCUGCAAUGAUGCAGAUUAUCUGUGGAUGUCCCUCCUGGUUUUGGGGUUUCACCCGGGUGACGCCAGCGCUUCUAUCGGCAAACCGACUAGUCAUGUUAGCCUCGGCGUGCAUAUGUUUGACAAACCUAACAAGGAUGCUUUUUACAUUGUAGCCCACUUCUUAUUUGAAAAGUUGAACCCCACACGUGCCAACGAUGUGUUCAGGUUUUGUUGGCCUCCAUUGGAUAGAAAGACUGAUUCAGAGUUUCGUAAGAUGAGCUAUGGAUGGCUGCAGGAAAUCUAUAAUGAAUGUGGGGGUUGCUUUCCCAAAAUUGUUGCUUCAUUAUUUCUUUCUCCGGGUGGUCCCAAGUUUAUUAAUCUGAUCUUCCACUUUGCCAAGUAUGUUGUGAUGCAGGUCAUAAAGAAACAUGUCCGGGAAGCCGAUGAUACAUGGGAAGCAGACGUUGCAGGUUCAAAGGCUCAGUAUUUGGAGACAAAAAAAAUGAGAUGUAAACUUGUAAAAAAUAGGUUUCAACAGGCAGCCUUGAGGCAAGAUAAUGUGAUCCAGGAGUACCACAAAAAGGCACAGUCUCUGGUGAAAUCUAUGAGGGAUCUAAGAGCUGAAAGUGCUGAAUAUGAUCGUUUGCUGAAACUGAAAAAUGAUCAAAACAACCAAGAAAGGGGUCUUCGAGCUGGAAAGAUUAAAAAGGUUCGAUCCCUCUGGGCAUGUUUAAAUGAAGUCAUUUACCAUCUGAAAGAUGAAAAAGAGGUUGUGGACUCGGUUGUUAAAGGCAAUGUUGACCAGUACACUCUUGAUGGCACUGAUGUUUCGGUGAAGGUUCCAAGAUUGUUGCUGGAAAAGAUCGAAAACUCUGUGCACACAUCACACACUGGGAAUCUGUAUGAGGCUGGGAAUAUACAUUUCAUAAGAGUCAUUGAGUUAUUGAAUGACGCCCUGAAGUUUCUCCGAGAAGAGCAGUUGCACACAGGCCCCUAUAAAGUGGAUUUAAAUGUGCAGUUAAUUGAGGGACAAAUGAAGCUCCAGACUAAAACUUUGCAGAGUCUUAAACUGUUGAGGGAGAAAAUUACAAAGGAGGCCCUCCCUGAUGUAAAAGAAUCGAUACUUGAAAAAGAAAAGGCCUGGGAUAAGAAGUGGGAAGAACUGUUGAAGCAGAAUCCGUUCAGUCUACUAAACCAGGAGAAUCCAGCUCUUGAUCUGCUCCCAGCUAUGUCUGCCUUGUCUUUUGAGCCUGCCACAGAAGCUGCCUACAAAAUGAGUGUGUUCUCUCAAUAUCCAGCAGCAUUUCCAGAUUCACAAAAGGAAGGGGCCUCAACAAACAGCUUCGUGUAUGACUUGGGGAAGAGUGUGGAAAAGGAAUCAAAUCUCAGAAGGUCCUCAUUGGCUGGAAUAACCAGCACACCUGAUAGAGCAAAAUGUACAAGUCUAGCAGAGCCAUGUACUGAACCUGGGGUUGUGCGUGGUGCACGACCAAACGAGCUGAAGUCUGAGCUGAAUGAAGUCCAGGUAUCUAAAUCAUUAAGAACUCCAGUUAAUGACUUUAGCUGCAAGAGAAAACGAGCCCAGAGCCUGGGAAGGAUCCAAGCCAAUGUCCUUCACAAGGAAUAUGACAACCUGGCAGAUAAGUUUGCUGAAGCUGUGGCAGCCAGCCCUGCUGGUUUUGAAAGGAAAGCUUUUGAGCUGGAGGAUAUAUUAAGCACAUUAACUUCAGAUCCAUUUAUGACACGGAAGGAGCUUCCUCGCACACCAGAAAGCUUACUUUCAGAUAUAAGAAGUUCAUGGAGAAAAGCUGUUGCGGAAGGAGAAGCACAACAGGCAAGAUUGUCUGGAAAACAUGUUUUAGAUGAGGCUGAGGAGCCACCAGCCAAUCGGGUGGAUUCCAGCAUAGCUUGCUUUAUGUCGCCGCAAGGCACUGAAUUUGAGGAGACUUUCUCAGAUCCAGUUAAUAAAUUAGCAAAUUGGAUGAACUUUGCUACACUGGAAACACCUGGAGUCAGUUGUGAAACCAAGAAAUUGCUCAAGACAGGAAGAAUAACAGACCUAAAAAGUGAGGUUUCCUCCCUGAAUAGUGCAGAUAAUGGAGCAGGGAGCCCAGAUCAUCACCCUGUAAUGGAACAGAAAUUAAGCCCUGAAGUGUCUUUCUUAAAUAUGAAACCAGCUUCACAAGCUGACAGACAUCUGGAAAACCAAAAACUGACUGACUCUUGUGGAUUGUCAUACAGGCAUGAGAGUGGUUCACUGCACUCCACAGUAUCUUGGAAUUCUGCUUGCAUGCUUGGAAUUGGAGACAGUGCUGACAGCAGCAGUAUUGUCCAAUUUGGAAUCUCCAAUGAAACUCUCCCUGAAAUACUUGGCAACGAGAGUUCUCAGGGACUCUGUUCAGAAGAUGGACUUGGAUCUGAAGAUGAAGGCAUGGAAAACUACACUCUUGCAGCAAACCUUUCAGAGAUGCAUCAAGGGCCAAGGGUAGACUUGCAGUCGUUCCGCAGCAGGUAUGAGAAAAUCAGACAGGCCUAUUCGAAAACCUUUCCCACUGAAGAGGUUGAGGAGGCACAUGUGGAAAUUGCUCCUCAGUCUGUUGAUAUAAACCCAGAACCUGCACAAUGGGAGACAGCAGACCAGGUGUUCACUUUGGAUCUGGACUUCUUGGAAACCCUGACUCCCACCAGUAAAGAUAAGAGAUUGACUCUCCCAAAGUUGGCAACAUUUUCUCCAUUGAAUGAUAUCCGGAGUGUUCUGGGUGAUGGAGCAGAAGAUUUUGAUCUGUUCUGAUGUAAUGGGGGUCUACAGCUGUAGGGAUUAAGAGUACAACUUUUGGGAAUUGUACUGUAUAACAAAAGCUAACUGCUGCCAUCUUCUUUACAGUCAAAUGUUUGUUUCACUUUUAAAUUGUUUUGUACAUGAGCAAAUAAGCAUGGUCCUUAAAGUUCAAGUAAAACUUGCCCUGGAGACUAACCUUGUCCCAGGUGCUGGGUAAUAUAUUUUCCACAUUCUUUUUAAUUAUAUUUUUAAUAUUUGUUUCACCUUGAGUGUUUCAGAUCACCGGGGGGGUGGGAGGGGAGGAAUUGGAUAAACCAUUUUUCUACAUGAGGCCAUAUUAUAUUUAAGCCACUGGAAAACACAAUAACUCAGUAAGGGAAGUUAAGGGAUGUAUGCAACCUGUAGUUUUUAUACUUUUUUUUUUUUUUUUUUUUUUUUUUUAAAACUGCUAUUGUUAAGGUUUGAUGCCUUGUACUGUUGACAUAGGCAAUUUGUUUAUUUAAUGUUCUGAAAUUGUAAAUAGAAUUACAUGAAUAAAGAUUGUAAAUUUGUUUAACAGAAAUCCCACGAUAAAGCAAAUAAGAUUUUUGGAAUUUAACAUGAACCCUGUUUUAAGAUGGGUUACACCCCUUGUAUAACCCGGACCUAUAUAGCAACCUUUCAAAAAAGGCCACACCUAACCUGUAUGUAACAUGUAAUUUCGGAUCACAGUCCAUUAGCAUGUACUUGCUACCUGCUGUAGAACAUCUUUCUCUGGUAAACUUAGCAGGGCAUUGACAAGGUUACUACACAGGAAAAAAGUACCAUAUGGUUUUAUAAGAGCGGUAAUGGGACUUUUUAUACAGGUGGUCUAUAUUAAAGGUUUUGCUGAUUUAAUGACUAAUCAAUAUUAUGAUUAAAACCUGUAUAUCCUGCUGAGGAGUGGCCACACUUUUUAAAUAAAUAAAAACAAACUGAAGCAAGUUUGUACUGGAACCUUUUCUGAUGAUAAUGUCCUUAGCUCUAUGUUUGGGGGUGUCAGCUGACAUUUAAAUGUAAAUGAGAAGUCUCCAGACCAUUCACAGCUUUUUAGGUCAAUAGAAAUCAUCAAAUUAUCCCAGUUUUGCCAGAAUUAAAGUGCAGUUGAAAUCAUG
Messenger RNA from Acipenser ruthenus (sterlet), 3962 nucleotides. RefSeq names its product HAUS augmin-like complex subunit 6. The transcript is spliced from 16 exons. Lineage: Eukaryota; Metazoa; Chordata; Actinopteri; Acipenseriformes; Acipenseridae. The record is from RefSeq and is a predicted model, not a curated record. Gene Ontology annotation, cellular component: mitotic spindle microtubule; HAUS complex. The coding region runs from base 49 to 2841 and encodes 930 amino acids. Gene Ontology annotation, biological process: spindle assembly. Gene Ontology annotation, molecular function: microtubule binding.